Pelagomonas calceolata is the source of this 201-nucleotide messenger RNA. NCBI's taxonomy places the organism in Eukaryota, Pelagophyceae, Pelagomonadales, Pelagomonadaceae. The record is from the annotation of a GenBank genome assembly.
CGCGCCGUUCCCGUCGCGAGCGCCGCGAGGGCGAGCUGCGCGAUCAUCGUCGGCUGUCAACGUGCGGAGAGUAUUAAUGGUCACGGACAACGUGCUUCUGGCGCAAGCUGUGGGGCGCAAGCGUGGCGCAAGCGUUAUAUGAUCCCAGCUGUGCCUGACUUUCCCUGGGGCACUACACGCGCUCAAACGAUUCCCCGUCGC